AUGCUAGCUAGCGACCUUAGCAAUAAAUUAGAUAACAACGGCGUCUAUAAGGAGUUCGAUCUACGGCUCGCUCUUAAGAAGGAAGAGAAGGCGAGAGUACUUAGCAAUCCGAAGGACUUCCGCGACUUCCCUCCCGAGCGUCGGCCCGAUAAGGCUAAUCCUAAGAAAUACAAAGUCCCUAUAGCUCUAGUCUACGAGAGCGAAGACGAAUCCAACUUCGACGAGGACGACGAUACCGAAGAGGAGGAGUUUUUCGACGAUAAGGCCGUUUGCGAUAAGCCCGGUAAGGACGAUAACGGCGACUUCGUUCGCGACGCCUACUAUUCUCCGACGAGCUAG
This is a messenger RNA of Recurvomyces mirabilis, 339 nucleotides long. RefSeq lists its product as uncharacterized. NCBI's taxonomy places the organism in Eukaryota, Fungi, Ascomycota, Dothideomycetes, Mycosphaerellales, Teratosphaeriaceae. The coding region runs from base 1 to 339 and encodes 112 amino acids. The record is from RefSeq and is a predicted model, not a curated record. The transcript is spliced from 2 exons.